Molecule: messenger RNA, 4530 nt
Organism: Linum trigynum
Lineage: Eukaryota; Viridiplantae; Streptophyta; Magnoliopsida; Malpighiales; Linaceae
Source: the annotation of a GenBank genome assembly
AUUCAAAGUUGAAAGAUAAUCAAUGUCCACCUUCCAAAUAUUCAACACAAGUACAAUACCUCAAGUCCUUCCAAAUAUUCAUUACCACCGGCCGAUGAAUCCUCUUCCUACACCAUCAAUAAACACAAAAGUCAGCAUUAGCCCUUCAGCAACAUAAAAAAUUACAAAUUCAAAUGGUUUGUCCUUAAUUCACACGCCUAAAUUUAACCAACAAAGUAGUUUUCUAUAUCCUAAAUUACAAACCAACAAAUUACAUUUUGCCUUCUGGUCUUCUGGACACAACACACUUGCUAUUAAACAAAUAGCAAUCUCAAAUAAUAAACUCAAAUAACAAUAUCAAAUAGCAAACUGAAAUAGCAAUAUCAGGUUCUGGAAUUUUAGGAACCUACCAACACAUGGACGUCCACGUUCUCGUUUGGAAUCUGUUGACCUUCCACGUCGACGUUGGUGGAGCUGUCGGUGGUUUUCUUUGGCCUUCGACUGGUGGUCAUGUUUCUAGGCGGCGACUGAUUGGUGGUUGUCGGCUCCCGGCGGGAGAUUCUGUGGAUGGCUGGGAGAUUGGGAGUGGGAGGCAGGCGGCGAGUGACGGACUGGGAGGCUGGCGGUAGAUGCCGAGAUGGCCGACAGGAAUGGGAGAGAUGGAGGGAGUCACGGAGCUGGGAGCGGUCGCGAGAGAUGGAGGGAGUCAGCAGUCAGGAAGUCGGGCUCAGGAAGAGGACGUCGAGGUCGGGGAUUCCGAGAUGGCCUACGGGGAGCAGCGGCAGCAAGUCGUGCUCGUAGGCUUGCAGCACCCCAUCGCCUCUCUGCUGGUUGAUGGCUACUGCUUCGACAAUUACCUUAGGGGAGUUAGGGUUUUUCGGUUGUCAAACGAAACUACUAAGGGGAAUUGGAAAUUGGAUGGACCUGGAGUUCUGGACUGGACAUGAGUGAUUGAGAGGAGUUGGGCUUGGAAAUUGGGCUUUAGUUGGGUUAAGAAUUAAGUGGGAGUAGACUAAAGUUUAGAAAGGGGUUUGGCCAUUUUAAAUUCGGAAAUUCGGUCGGUAAAUUGGUUUUUCGGUUUGGUUGAAAGACACAUGUAUCCUGAAAUUCAGGAUAUCCCCGUCCGAAUUCAGAACCUAAUAAGGAAUAGUUCGGUUUCGGUCGGUUUGAAUUCGGUUCGAUUCGGUAAAAUGAACCGUAUGCCGACCCCUAACUUGUCGUCAACGUUGGCAAGAUCUCGCGACCACCUUGGGCUACCCAACUGGCGACGAGCCUGAUCUUGUAGACUCGCGACGAGAUUAGCUCCUUCCCGGAGACUUAGUGGUUUGGGUUUAAAAAUCUAGUACCAUAAGGCCCAGUUUAAAUAACAUUAAUCGUUAUCAUUGAUCUGGCCUUAUAAAGACAAUUAAUGUAUUGCAAGUAAUCAAUGUGGUACAAUAGUAUUUUUUUAGGUGUAAACAUGUUAAGUCACUAUGUGAUGUUGGUUGGCUGUAAAUUUUUGGCAGAGUUGGAUUGGAUCCAAAGAUUGCAUCAUUUGUGUGUUUAUGCUUCUGUUCCUAGCUUUGCCUCUUGAUUACGGGUCAAUGAUCGUGGAUCAUAUGCGAAUUUUCGUCCCGGUUAAAUUUGUGUUGCUAUUUGAAGACGUGAAGAAGGACGUGGUAUUUAUUAUUUUAGAAAGGAGGUGUGAAACUCCUCGGGAGACCAUAUAAGAGGAAUUAAUUAUUAUUAUCAUCACGUUGCUUACGUCGUUGAACUAUACAUUUUACAAUUUAUAAUUUUUGAGAUUAGUAAUGAUUUAGUUGUGUAUUAGUAAGAAUUGAUAGUAGUAUUGACCCUUCUUGGGUCAAUAGUAAUAGGAAAGAGUCUAUUUGUAACACCCCGACAUUUGAGUCUAAGUUCGACCGAACAAUUGGAUCGAUGAUUACGUACGAAAGAUUGCAUCCGUGGGUUAGAAAUAAUAAUAGUAGUUAUCAAUCUUAGUGUUAUUAUUAAUUAUAUAAUUCCUCAUCAUCCCCACGUUACCCAGCAGCAAUUAAAAGGGGGAAAAGUAAUAAUAAGAAACCCCAAACCCCAUCAGUGCCCCUCUCUUCCCCGUCUCUCUCUCUCUCUCAAUAAUUCCCCAAACGUCCCAACCCCAUUAUUGUUCCCCAACGUAAAACCCUAUGUUCACCCCUCCUUCUAAUUAACGAGCAGCAGCGGAAAAAGGAGAUAGGGAGUGUCCGGUAGAGAGGGAGGGAGGGAGAGAGUUGUAGCUUCAUCGAUCGAUUGGAGAGCCGGAAGCGGAUGCCAAAACCCACAUGAGAGAGGGGGACAAUCAAGGAAUCUAGAUUGACCGGUGGCAGUCUAAAUGGAGUACAGGUCGAUCGCAACUGGGAAGCCAAGAUCGACAAUGAUAGCUACCUCUGAUGAUGAUGGCGAUUGACAAACAGAAGUACUGAGGGAACUGGAGCGAUAUAUGUAAAAAAAUGGUUCUUAAAGUUUACGUGCAAAGACGGUGGAUGUCUUUAUGUUGCUGGAACUCAGGCGACGUGAAGGGGGAAAAUGAGGUAAGGGUCUUUCCUCUCAUAUUUGAUCAUGGUGAUUAUAUAUACAUGGUCAUAUAUAGUUAAUUGGAAGACAAGUACGAAUUAGCUGAGUUCAGGGUAAAUGAUUUGGGGAAUUUAUCGAUGGCAUGCUUUAUCAAAAGUGGCUCUAUCCUAGGAUCCAGGGGAAAACGUGCAUGUCUUGCCUAAUGGUAGUGUUUUGGCACAUAAUUGAGCUAAAAUACUAAUUUGGAUCCUUAUGCAUGGAGUUUGAGACACGUGAAUGGAGUAUGCUUAACAUGGAAGAUCCUCUUUAAAUGAAUACCAUGAUUAUAUGGGUUUGACAGUGGGUAUUGGAAUUAGACUAGAUCACUUAUCUUUCACGGUGCACACCUAAGUGGCUACGGGUACUGGUAUUAAGCUAACGAGGCUUAGGGACUAAAGCAGAGCUAUUUCAGUGUGGGGAUUCACAAACUGGACCAUCUACUUUGAAGUUUUAGAUAAAUAGACACGGUAUAACAAUAUAGGAUGUUAUAUGGGUGACUUUGUGAUCAUUUUAGGGGGUACAUGAAUGUUUUUUUAGGGAAAGAGGAGUACGAGAUCACAUUACUAGAGAAGGAAUGGAGAUUGAAGAGAACGACUUCAGUGAAUUCGAGCCAAUCGAUUCGAAUAAUAAGGUGAGUGUAAAGGGGGUAAAAUCUCCGUCGAAGUCUUUCAGUUUCUGCCUUUUUAAUUCAGUUAUGUUAUUUAAUUUUCAAGUAAGCGCGAUUAUGUGUGUGAGGCAUCCCACCGCCUACUUAAGGUGGAGGCACGCGUUGUGCUAUGUAUGUGUAUGUUUGUGAUGUAUGGUGGAUGAUAAUUGAACCCCCGGACGGUUGGGCCACUACUGGACGCGGUAGAUGGUCGGAUCACUACUGGACGGCGAUACGUAACGCAGUAGUUGACCGGGCAUGGACUGGACGGCGAUACGUAACGCAGUACCAUUGCCUUGAGGAUAGGGACACCGGACGGCGAUACGUAACGCGGUGAUUCCCUAGUAUAAGUAAGUUAAGGUAGUAGUAGUAGAGAACUUCUAUGGCUUAAGGUUAAAAGUUGAAGACCUCUAUGAGUUAAAGUUGAAAUGAGUUAUUAAGGAUGAAAGUGAGAACGACUUUCAUCUAAGGAAAGGAAAAGCUAAUAACGUGUUUUAGCAAGGAGUUUUCUAAGAGUAGAGACCUUAGGAAGUAACGACGAGACUGACCCCUUCUCACUCACCAGGUUGAGGUUGGGUUAGCGGAAGUGAAUCCCGAGAAGGAGUAAGAUGAGGCAAGCGGUCGUGCCAGUACUGAUGAUGAGAUUUCAAGGAGCUGGGUGAAGUGUUAUAGUUAAAGUUUGAAAGUUAUUUUUAUGAUUAUGAUUAUGAGUAUAUGUACUGGAGAUUUAAGGUUCAAGAUACUGGGUUAAGUUGUUUAAGUAUUUGGAUUUUGAUUGCCCAAGUGUUAGGGCUUUUCGUUUGAACUUCUUAAGUAAUGUCAGUUUGUUUAUUUAAAAGGUGGUUUGGUUGCUCCGGAGUAACCGGUUUUUCGCUUUGAGUUCUGGUUUGGUUUUCAAAAAAAGAUUGGGAUGUUACACUAUUUUCCCGAUAAGUGUGAUAUAUGUUACUUUUUUUAAUUAAAUACGGCUUAAAGAUAUUCAUACAUGAGACUUCUAAGUUGAAGAUUAGUGGUUUUACUACUAUAUUUGAAGUCAUUUUGUUAUCUAUAUUUGAAAUUGAAGUCAUUUUGUCCUUGGCCUAUUCACCACUUCAAUUGGCUGUUAUUAGGGAUGGCAAUGGGGCGGGUUUGUCUAAACCAUCCCCAUCCCCAUCUUCAAAUAUCCAAACCCAUACCGCCCCAUACCCAUGCGGGGGAAUGUUUUGCAAACCCAUCCCCAUACCCGUGGGUUUCGGGUACCCAAGGGUAAUACCCGUACUCGUACAUGCAACAUUACUAUAUCUAAAACUUACAAGAAGAGUUUUAAUUAUAAUUCUAAACAAACCUAUAAUAUCAUU